Messenger RNA from Helobdella robusta, 363 nucleotides. RefSeq lists its product as hypothetical. Gene Ontology annotation, molecular function: iron ion binding. NCBI's taxonomy places the organism in Eukaryota, Metazoa, Annelida, Clitellata, Rhynchobdellida, Glossiphoniidae. Bases 1 to 363 code for a protein of 120 amino acids. The transcript has 4 exons. The record is from RefSeq and is a predicted model, not a curated record.
AUGGGUUUUGAUAUUCCAGAGCCAUUUCAGUGGGACGAGUCAUUCCUCGUUUCGUACGAUAAGCUGGACGAUGAGCACAAGGGUUUAUUCCAGGGAAUCAAAAGUGUCAGCGAAUCGCCUUCCUGCAGUGAAACUCUGGAAAAGUUGGUCCAACUCAUCAAACAGCAUUUCUUAGAUGAAGAGGAAAUGAUGAAAGCCAAAGGUUUCGACGAUAUAGAGGCCCACUCGAAGGCCCACACUGACUUCGUUGAAACCCUCAAGGGAGUUCAGACCCCUGUGACGGCGGAAAACAUCAAAAUGGCUAAAGAAUGGCUGGUCAACCACAUCAAAGGAACCGACUUCAAAUACAAGGGCAAGCUCUGA